Misgurnus anguillicaudatus (oriental weatherfish) is the source of this 2175-nucleotide messenger RNA. NCBI's taxonomy places the organism in Eukaryota, Metazoa, Chordata, Actinopteri, Cypriniformes, Cobitidae. The record is from RefSeq and is a predicted model, not a curated record.
CACACACCCUCUCUCUCUCCUACAGUUGCGCUCUGACGCUUUAGUCUCCAAGUCGGAGCUCCAACAACCUGGAACUACGCGACAAACAGCACCGAGGAGACGGGGUACCCGUACCAUGCAGCCCGGGGAGGAAGACAAUCUGGGUCCGUUGAUUUUUGAUCCCUUUCUUCAUUGACGGAGUAUUUUCUUCUUUACUGCAAUCUCAUUUAUCUGACAUACCUUCACUCGUUCGCGCACCCGUGCGCGCUCUCCCAUCGCCAUACGGAUACGCGGAGCUCGUUCUCUUCGCGCUUUUCUUUUGCAAUUGAACAUUAAGCCAUCAAAGGAGCUAAAACAUUAAGGGAAACACCUGGCAAAAUGGAUUUAUUCUCCGUUCCACCCCGUGUCGGCUGGUGGAGGGUCUUGUUUCUCUUGAGCAUCUUCCAAGAUUACAUGAGCUCCAUGCUGGACUGCCCGCCGACCUGCACUUGUUCGGUUACGGACAUCUUUUGCAAUAAGUCUUACCAAGGGAAUUUCUUUCCCCUGCUGGCACUACAGGACACAGUGAGCGACGGGAAUACCACCAACAGCCUCCAGGACCUGUUUGAGAACAUCACAUCAAUACAUAUUGAGAAUUGGUCGGGCUUGCAGACGUUGAGCAGUGUGGACAUGGAGCUAUACACUGGCCUUCAGAGACUGAGCAUUGUGAACUGCAACCUACGUGGGAUUCAGUCGCGAGCGUUUGCGAAGAACCCUAACCUGCGUUACAUAAACUUGUCCAGGAAUCCCCUGACGACUCUUUCUUGGCAGCUUUUUCAGCAUCUUCAACUUUCAGAACUGAAGCUGGAAGGAGUCGUGUUUAACUGCAGCUGCCAAAUCCGCUGGAUCCAGCUGUGGCAGCAGAGAGGCGAGUCUGGACUCCAUAACCAGCACUUGUACUGUAACAACGGCUUUUACAAGAUCCCCCUACACCUGAUGAACAUCUCUCAGUGUGAUAUACCAGAGAUGAGUGUAAGUCACAGUAACUUGACGGUGAUGGAAGGAGACACAAUCACAGUCACCUGUAAUGGUUCGGGGGUGCCGGUACCAGAAGUGGAUUGGACUGUAAAUGGACUUCACUCCAUUAAUACUCACCAAUCCAAUCAAUACCCACCGAAUGUCCACUCUAUCAACUUAACUCUGGUCAACGUCAGCCGGGAGGAUAACGGCUUCAUGCUGACCUGCAUUGCAGAGAAUAUAGUUGGGAUGACUAAUUCCUCCAUACAACUGUCAGUUCAAUAUCCUCCUGUCAUUAUAAGUUUCGAGGAACCCGAGAAAAGGCACGACACAUGUAUGCUCUUCACGGUGCGCGGGCAUCCCCUGCCCACCCUGCGGUGGUUUUAUAAGGGCAUGGAGUUGAAGCCAACCGACUACAUCCACCCAGAGAUGGCCGUCUAUCAGGACAAUCUGGAGGGAUGCCUUAAGUUUCAAAACCCCACCCACCACAACAAUGGCAACUACACACUAGAGGCCCGCAACUCUCUGGGUGUAGCUGUCAAAACCGUUUGUGCCCACUUCCUGAAGCCACCUUUUGCAGACUACAUAGAUUAUGUGAGUCCGGGUGUUCCAACCACAACAGAUCGGCCCGAAGAGGACACAUUUGGUGUGUCGAUUGCGGUUGGCUUGGCUGGCUUUGCCUGUGUUCUCCUUGUCGUCAUGUUUGUGCUAAUCAACAAAUAUGGCAGGCGUUCAAAGUUUGGCAUGAAAGGACCAGUGGCUGUAAUCAGUGGAGAAGAAGACUCGGCCAGCCCUCUCCACCACGUCAACCAUGGCAUCAUAACCCCAUGCACAUUGGAUGCCGGGCCAGACGCCGUGGUGAUUGGCAUGACGCGCAUCCCAGUCAUAGAGAACCCGCAGUACUUCCGGCACGGGCCUAAUUGCAACAAGCCCACCACUUGUGAGUACCAAACGUCCGCCGCUCGCCAACAACCUUCUCCCCAGAUCCGACUUUGUCCCGGACAGCAGAUGGCAGACACUUCCAGGCUCUUCAUUACACCCUCGAGUCUUAUUUCACACAGAACGAAUCAAUUAAAGACUUAAGACCGCCGCAGUUUUAAAAGCCCACGAUGGCUUACUGUACUUAGUACAGUGAGUGGCACUGGCAUCAUUUACUGUGAUUUGUGGCAUUUCCGUCCUAAACAUUUUACAAUGUGCUCA